Molecule: messenger RNA, 498 nt
Organism: Drosophila bipectinata
Lineage: Eukaryota; Metazoa; Arthropoda; Insecta; Diptera; Drosophilidae
Gene: EMC6
Product: ER membrane protein complex subunit 6
Biological process (GO): autophagosome assembly; protein folding in endoplasmic reticulum
Cellular component (GO): membrane; EMC complex; endoplasmic reticulum
Source: RefSeq, a predicted model, not a curated record
UAUGAGUCCGACUAUCGAAUAAACAAUCGCAGUUCUCAGCUGGACAUUUUCCACUUGCUAAAAAUUAAAUUAGAGAAUUUAUCAAUUAAAAUGAACCGAGUGAGGACUACGCAGGCCAAGACGGGCGAGAUCGUCGCCUACAGCGAGGGUGCUAUUCGCAACAACAUAUCCGCCGUGGAGUACUGCCGCACCUCGAUGGCCGCCAUCUCCGGCUGUGCUGCGGGGAUCCUCGGCCUAAGCGGAACCCUGGGAUUUCUGUUCUACUUUCUGUCGGUCUUUGUUCUGUGGAUUCUGGUUCUCCUGAAGUCCGGCACCCAGUGGCGCAAAUUCUUCAUCAACCGCCGGAAUCUGCUGACCAACCAGUUCAUGGGUGGCCUUUGCACCUACGUGCUCUUCUGGACAUUCUUGUACGGCAUGGUUCACGUGUAUUAAGAGUAUUUUUUUUCGUACAUUUAACUACAAAACAUAGCAGAAUAAACAUAGGUUUGGACUAGGAAA